AUGUCCUCUCGACCAUUCCGCUUCCUCGAUCUCCCGGCUGAGCUACGCUGUAUGGUCUACGAAGCCACCGACAUAGCGACAAGAAAAGAAAAGUACAAGCCCACAACAAGAUACAAGCCCCCCAACGUCUACAUCAAACAAGACGACGGCUCUUCGCAAGGCAAUGGUAAACUCGUUAUGUACCGACGCGCUCUGCCAAUGUCAAUCCUGGUAACCUGCCGCCUCGUCAACAAAGAAGCUGCACCUAUCAUUGCUCAGAAACUCAAAACAAUGGUGAGGGAGCCAGUACGCUUUCGCAUGGACUGGACAGCCGCCAACCGGAUUCAAAAUCACUUGAAUAUCUGCCUCAACACUUCACCUGAGGGAGCGCUGCCUGUUAUCCGGUCAUCCGAUCCGAGAUCGCAAUUCUUCUACACCUGCAGCUCGUACCUCGCGGAGAUCGCUCGUUUACGCCCAGCCGAUACUGCUUCUGCUGAGGUCGAAGUCACCAUUGCAACUUCCGAACUGGAUUAUCGCAGAAUGGGGUGGAGCCGAGCUCGCACCUGUGAGUUUUUUGAGGGUCUCUGCCAGGACUUCGGUAUUGGUCCUAAUAGGGGGAAUCGGUGGCACGGAGGUUUUGGCGUCAGUCUUCGCAUCGAUGCUAUAAUCAGCCCACAACCGACGAAUGGUCUCCGGUUAGAUAACUGGAGGACCGUUGUAGGACAGCCACCGGAUUACAAGAGUUACGUGGUCCACGAUGUGUCCAAGGGCGAAUGGGAAGAGCACGUACAGAUGUUGAAGAAACUCUGA
Messenger RNA from Alternaria infectoria, 789 nucleotides. RefSeq lists its product as uncharacterized. The record is from RefSeq and is a predicted model, not a curated record. Bases 1 to 789 code for a protein of 262 amino acids. The transcript has 2 exons. NCBI's taxonomy places the organism in Eukaryota, Fungi, Ascomycota, Dothideomycetes, Pleosporales, Pleosporaceae.